Myodes glareolus (Bank vole) is the source of this 7621-nucleotide messenger RNA. It is a transcript of the gene Mphosph9, whose product is annotated as M-phase phosphoprotein 9. Lineage: Eukaryota; Metazoa; Chordata; Mammalia; Rodentia; Cricetidae. The record is from RefSeq and is a predicted model, not a curated record. Gene Ontology annotation, cellular component: centriole.
AUUGGAAAUGACAGUGAUCGUGAGCGGCUCUCCAUCAUGCCUGCUGCCUUGUAUUCUCUCGCCUCCGGUCUUGAACCGAUAGCCGCCACCCGCGACUAGGGUCUGACUUCUGCCCCUGAAACCACCCCGUACUGGUUCCUUUCAGCCUCCCCGCAGAGGAAGCCCUGUGAACUUUCAAAUUGUUAAUACUACUCCGUCACUCCUGCCCCCGACUCCAAAGGGUUGUAGGACUCUUUGGAAGUGUAGCGGACUUCACAGCUCUGAAUGUCAGCUGCUGAGGAUGCUGGUAGACGAUGAAGCAACUGCAGAGGAGCUGGAAGCAGUCUCCUCCUUCAGGAGGAACAAGAAUGUUUCCAGAUGACAGAGCUUAACAAUUUCUGUACGAUAUGGAGAAUUUUGAUUUGGCGGAAACUUUGCAAAAAUCUUCAUCUUCUGCAGACUCUGAUAUCAAAAGUACUCCCCAUUCUCUCGGAUUGAGCUUGCGUGCUAAUAGAAGUAGUCCCCACCUUAGUACAAAUGGGGUAUCCUCUUUCUCAGGGAAGACCGGGCCACCUGUCACUCAAGGCACAGUCGAAGUCCUCGCUGCUUUAACACAAGAGCUGCAGAACAGUGACCGGACUGACUCAGAACUUUGGAAGAAUUGUGAGGCCAAGUGGUUGCAGCUGUUCAGUGUGGUUGAGCGACAGUGCCAGGAGCAGAUUGUUGCCCAGCAGGAGCAGUUUCACAGGCAGAUCCAGCGCAUCCAGGAGGAGAUAAGGAAGUUGGUGAAACUGCAGCUCAGCACUGCUUCCUGGCCUUCCUGGAGCAGCGGCUCUGUCAGUGAGCAACAGGUGUCCUCAGAAAGCCAAAUGGGCUGCUUUUCUGAAAACAGCGAAAGAAAUGAGUCUGUUACCAGUUACCCAGAGUCUAAGGGACCCGAGACACAGCCAGAAUUGUCCACGUCCCACCCAGACUGCAAUGUGGACAGCAGCUCAGUGAGCAGUGGCUACGGCACCUUCUGUAUCCUGGAGAUGAACACGCACAAGGCUAAGGAGCCCCCAGAGCCCAUGGAGCCUGAGGAGGCUUCCAAGGGGCAGCACACAGCCCCUGCGGUGCAGGCACAUGCCCCUGUAGGUGGCACAGCAGCCAUAAACUUUUUUGCACAGACCCCUGAAGAGCUUUGUGCACCUCUAAAGGAAGAUGUUUCUACUUUUCCUGGUGAAUUUGAACAUAGUUUUCUUAGUGAAAACAAGAUUUCAGAAGUAUACAGUGGAAAAGCAAAUAGUAGUAAGUCUAUAACGUCAUGGGCACAAAAGCUGAAGCAGAACCAACAAAAGCAAGCACAUACAGAAGAUGGCUACUCAAGACCUAAGCCAGGGAGUGAGUUAAACCGGAAGCCUCCAGUUGAAACAUCUAACCAUGCUGCUGCUGCCGCCACACAUCCUUGUGCCUUUUACCUCAGUAAACCAACUGAAAGCCCAAGUUCUUGCUUGUCUGAUUCAGGAACAGGGCUGACUUACUGGAAGCUGGAGGAGAAGGACUUGUACCACUCUUUGCCUGACACUUUGGAGAAGACGUUUGCACCGUCCUCCCUAGACAGACCACUGAGCCAGGUUCUGACUCUGGAUCCAACCAUACAUAUGAAGCCAAAGGAGAAGGCUGCGGGGAUUCAGCCCCAUGGCUUUUUGAGUGCUCUUGAUGAGAGAAUAUCCUUUUCUCCAGACUCUGUUCUGGAGCCAAGCCUGUGCAGUCACUCUGACAGUGACUUAUUUUCACAAGCAAGUCAUAACGCUUCUCAGGUAUCUGGGUUCCCCAAAUAUCCUUCAACUACGAAAACGUCACCUGUGGACACUUGGAAAAGCCAUGCAUUCCACAGUGAAAGUAGGACGAGUUCCACGGUCCCUUCACUCUGCACCAUCACUAGCAACGAUAUCUCAGUCAGAACUGUAGACGAAGAAAACACUGUCACAGUGGCUUCUGCCUCAGUCAGUCAGUCCCAGCUUCCAGGUACAGCCAACAGUGUCCCAGAAUGCAUUUCAUUGACUUCCCUGGAAGAUCCUGUGAUGUUGUCUAAAAUCCGGCAGAACCUCAAGGAGAAGCAUGCACGACACAUAGCGGAUCUUCGAGCUUACUAUGAAUCAGAGAUAAAUAGUUUGAAACAGAAACUGGAGGCAAAAGACACUUCUGCCGUUGAAGAGUGGAAGAAGAAAAAUGAAAUUCUUGUAGACAGAUGUGGCCAGCUGGACAGUGCAUUGAAUGAAGCUACUAGUCGUAUGCGAACACUUGAGAAUAAGAAUAAUUUGCUAGAAAUAGAAGUGAAUGAUUUGAGAGAACGCUUCAGUGCAGCCAGCAGUGCCUCCAAAAUUUUGCAGGAACGAAUUGAGGAAAUGAGAACAAGCAGUAAAGAAAAAGAUAACACCAUCAUUCGGCUAAAGUGUCGGCUGCACGAUCUGGAAGAAGCGUUUGAGAAUGCUUACAAACUCUCAGAUGACAAAGAAGCUAGGCUGAAACAAGAAAACAAAAUGUUUCAGGAUCUUUUAGGAGAGUACGAGUCCCUCGGAAAAGAGCACGGGCGUGUAAAGGAUACAUUAAACACAACUGAGAACAAAUUGCUUGAUGCACACACUCAGAUUUCUGAUUUGAAAAGGAUGAUCUCAAAACUCGAAACCCAGGUGAAACAAGUAGAGCAUGAGAAUACGCUGAGUCUUCGUCACAGCGCUAGAGCUCCCACGAGGCCAUCCCGGGCCAACACACUGGCGACCUCAGAUGUUAGUAGGAGAAAGUGGCUGAUUCCAGGAGCAGAGUAUUCCAUUUUUACUGGGCAGCCUCUGGACACCCGAGACAGGAAGACAGAUAAUCAGUUGGAGGAAUCCCGUGUUCCCGGAUACCAUUCUCCUCCAGAAAAGGACUCUUCCCUUGGAUGUUCACCUUCAAGCUUAUUGAUUAAAAAGCAGAGGGAUGCUCCAGACACACCAAUCGUGAAAACUUUAAAGGAACUUGAUGAUGAAAGAAUAUUUAAGAAUUGGGGGACACAGACAGAGAAAGAGGAUACCUCAAGUAAAUUAGUGAAUCCUCGGCAAACUGAACCUUCAGUCAAUACAGGCUGUGCCCAGCAGAGACCAAAGAGACAGAGUUCAGCUUCACAAAGAUCGUCGUCUCUCCCACCCUCCAGUCGUAAAGCCAACACUCCAACAAAAAGAGAGAUUAUGUUAACACCAGUGACUGUGGCUUAUAGUCCUAAGCGAUCCCCUAAAGAAAAUUUGUCCCCAGGAUUUAGUCAUCUACUUAGCAAACAUGAAAGCAGUCCUAUUCGAUUUGAUAUCCUUUUGGAUGAUUUAGAUACCGUUCCUGUGUCCACACUACAAAAAACCAGUCCAAGGAAACAGCUCCAGUUUCUUCCUCUAGAUGACUCGGAAGAACAAAAAUACUCACAAAAAGUCAGUGACAACCCUGUUAAUCAUAGCUCUUGUCCUGAACCCUUGCCAAGUGGAGUGAAGAAAGUGCCCGCACGACAAGCCUGGGAGAAGAGUAAAUCAGUCAGCCUUGAGCAGUGUAAGCCGGUGUCAGCAGCACUACAGGGUAACGAUUUUGAAUAUACAGCAAAAAUUAGGACCCUGGCUGAAACGGAGCGAUUCUUUGAUGAACUUACCAAAGAAAAAGACCAGAUUGAGGCAGCAUUAAGCCGGAUGCCUUCUCCUGGAGGAAGAAUCACUUUACAAACAAGACUGAAUCAGGAAGCCUUGGAAGAUCGUUUGGAAAGGAUCAAUCGUGAACUGGGUUCAGUUCGAAUGACACUCAAGAAGUUUCAUAUCUUGCGCAGCUCUGCAAACCUUUGAGAUUGGUAGCCAUUAAAUCUGAGACAUUUUUGUUUGCACUGAUGUACAGUUCUGCACUCAGAAAAGACAAGCUUUUUGUACUGUUUAUAAGACUUCAAACAGUAGUUUUACAAUCAUGUUAUUCUUACACUUGCUAUUUUAUACUCAAAUGGCCACAUAUUUUCAAGAUAUUUUUGUUUUAUGCUCAGGAACCUCUUGUAUAUUUUACUAUUUAAAAAGCAUUAUUUUUUAAAUAGCGUAUGUCUUCAAUUUCUAUCAACAAUAAGAAAAUGUAAACAGGAGGUGGCUUGUUGCUAAGGAAAUAGUAUUAUCCUUUUACAAUGAACUUUGCACACUGAUUUUAUAAACUUGUUCUACAUUGUAAAUAUAAUUCAUUUUUAAAAUAAAUGCUUCACAGCUUUCAUAGGGAUAGACUAACAUGUUGAAUAUUAAAAAAUUAUAGUAUAAUUUGCAUUUAGAUUCUGUAGAAGUGUUUUAGAAAUGAUAACACAGUUUCUAUGUUAAACUUAUGCCUUGUAAUGAAUAGUAGAACGGUUAAGCCAGCAAGAUGGCUUAGCAGGUAGAAACGCUUGCCACCAAGCCUGAGGACCAUUUUGAAAUCCAGGACCCACAUAUGAGAAAGAAAUUACUUUUGUAAAUUGUCUUCUGACCUCUACAUAUACACUUCGGCACGUUCACACACCAAUAAAUAAUUAAACAUAAAAAUUAAUAUGACUUGAACACUGGAGAGUUUAAAAACUACAUAUAACUUGUUUGAUUUCUCUGAAAAUAUUUUUAAGGAAAGAAAACAAAGAUGAAGAGCAGCAGGUGGCGAGCUGGGGUUUUCUGCCCCCAUCCAGGAUGUAAGUUGUGUCACAGCUUGGACAGUUUCCAGUGUAGCUCCAGUUUCUAUUAAACAUAAAGCUUUAGCUUCCAAAGCCAUUACCCUCUUAACCUCACUGACCUACCAUUCCACCCUUGCCAAAAAGAAAAAGACCUGCGUAGUAGCUGCUAUGAUAACUGUUGGUCUGGGUUCAGAGCACUCUACUCUGCCUGAUAAAGGACAGGGUUUAUGUCCAGAUAGAGCUUGGUGUUUUUCCCAGGGCCCUGCUGUGGCCCAUAGCCCACCACAUGGGUGGCAUUCCCUGCUCUCUCUGAGAGCAUCAUGUGGGCAGGAGAAGCUUUUCUGGUCGAGGAGCAGCACGUAUUCUGUUUGUGUUGGGACUGUUGGUGAUAUCUGCACUGCUCACCCCCUCACUUUCUGGUGACCAGUCCGAACUCAACACCCAUGUUCUUGGAAUCUGAGCUCUCAUAGUUGAUUUCCAGGGCUAGUGCUCAAGGUUUUGAUUUUGGUUUGCCUCUGAGUUCUUUCCACGCAUGUAGCUCUUCAUAUACAUGUAUAAUGAACCAAGACAUGCCAGCAAUCCCAUUAAGGUGUGUAUGCCUCAGCAGAACAUCAGGUGGUCUUCGAACAUCUUCUGAUCAAAGCUUUACCUGGCGAUCGAUCGGCCUGGACCCUGUCCUACUUGUGGGGACUCUCAGGUAGGAGGGCAUCCUUGGGAUAGGACUAAACCUUGGAGUUCACAUUCCGUAACCAGUUGAAGACUUAAUCAGGAUUUCUUAUCAUUAGAAGUAAGUGCCUUUAUUCUUGGUUUUUCUUUUAGCCUUUUAAAAAUUAUGUUACAGUAAAACAAGAUUCAUUUUAAUCAAGCUCCUGUACAGCUUGUGUCUAGAGCUUAUAAGGGGAUAGACUAUUUCUUAAGAUGUCCCUGUAGGUGACAUGCAGCAUUCACGGCUGGAGUACAGUAUGCCCAGUGGUAGAGUGCUUGCCUUGCAUGUGAGGUCAACAAACAAGACAACUCGAACAAUCCCACCGUGUUUUUGUUUAUCUCAUUGUUUUCUCCUUUUAUUGUACAGUCUACUCUAUUCUCAAGAAGCAGGAGAUUGCCACUUCAGAAGAGAUGGUAGCUUUAUCUUGCCAAGGAGUUAUCUUCUUAGGUGCCUAUAAUUGGCUUAUUCCAAAAAAGGCAUUAAGUUCCAUCAAAACAUCUUCUGUGCUUCUCAGAAAGCAUAUGCUUUGGUUUUUGAAGUGUGUAAUAGAUUUAAGCUAUCAAUUAAUUAUUUGAAAAAGAAAUUUUAUUCUUCAUAGCAAUGAAGAAAGACACCAAGGAAAAUUCUUGCAGCCGCCUUUCCCCUUAGUAAUGCAUAUCUUAAGAACACUUGAAUAACAAUCAAGUUUGCCUCAAAGUGGGGAAGGUAGCAGUCUUAAAGAGCAUCUGCUGCCCAAGGGAGCCAAACUGUUUCUGUGCUGAGGUUAUGCUGCAGCUAGUAAAAAACAAACCACCAAGAACCCCAGUGAGUCUGAGGCUUCUGGGAAGUGCCUUUUAAAUGUGGAGAUCUGCCCUUCCUUCUCAGAGGCCAGCUACAGAGCUUGGAGGGAUGACUCUCCCUCCAAGCCAGACAGACAGACCUGGUUAUACCCUGACUCAGGCUGGCUUUCCUCACUUUAUAGACCAAAUGAUAGGGGAUUGUCCCUUUCAGCAGAAGGGGCCGAUAGGCCAGUGCUUCCUUAAGUGUGUACCAAACAGCGUGUUUCAGAUUCAUCAAUUCCUAGGAUUUUGAGAUAGUGUUUUGUUUUUUUUUGUUUUUUGUUUUCUUUUAAAGGCACAUGCUAACGACUCCACCACUGAGCUAUAUUUCCAACCCAGUGGGUUUUUUUUUUUAAAGUUGAUGGUUUUGUCCCAGCCACUCCAUUGGGUUGUCAUUUGUGUUAGGUGGUCUAUGUUGUCUUUGCUCUUUGAUAAAAGUUAAGGGUUUUCUUGGAUUGUAAAUGAAUUUCCUUGGUAUGUUAUUUAUUGGUUGACUAAAAUUAUAAAAUGUUAACUCAUCAAAUGUAAAUUCAGAAAGCAUUUUGAUCUUAAUGGAUGGAAGGGUAUUACGGGACAUAAAUAUUGGCUUUUUCCAUUAUAGUUUACUGCAAGUUUAACCAAAAUAAUUUUUCCCUCAAAUGUUUUAUGAUUAGACCUCUAAAGAGGAUGGACCACCUGGAAGAAGUGCCUGCCACCGAGUCUUAGAUUUAUAUGAAUUUACAAGCAUCGAGAGACUAGUGGAAUCCUUUUAACAUAUAAAAGCCAGGUGCUUUGCCAAAUCCUGUGAAGCCUGAACCCAAAUAUGUAGUGAAAUCAGACAUUUUCAUCGUCUUAGUAUCAUAUGACUCAACAGUUUCCACUAAUUUUAAAUGUGCCAUUUUGUACUGCAAGUCUUUAAAACCUUAAAAUAAGUGGCACGUGGAGACCUUUCGGAAUGAAGGGAGAGCAUUCAUCAAUGGGUCAUGCACACUUCUGGAUGUUGCAAGCCUGGCUAAACCCUGGCAUUGCACAAAUUUUGACAGGAGUUAUUUCCUGCUCUGCCAAGAGCAAUACGGAAGUUUAACACCUUGUCGAACUAGUCCAAUGCUUGAGGACCUCACUAAAACCCUUUCCCCAUAUAUUUGCCCUUUAUUUCACUGGAGACUUCAAAUACAGGAGGAACCAAGCCAUAACUUCGCAUUUGCUGAACAUUACCUACCAUGCCCUCACUAUAAGAUUUCAAAGGUUAAUUGUAUUCUACUUACAUUGGAUACUUUGACUGUAACCCAUAAUGUGAAAAACAAUUGCUUAUACAUUGCUGCUGUUGAUCAGGCAAGUGCUUAUUAUGGUUGUUUGUUUUUUUUUUUGUUUUAAAUCUGGUCAAACACCGGAAUAAUGAAGUUGUAAGCUCUGUGAGAGCAGGGACCAUGUCAUCUUCCAUCUUGCAUCUAGGCACCCAAUAAAUAUUUGUGGAUCUGA